This is a messenger RNA of Acaulospora colombiana, 457 nucleotides long. Lineage: Eukaryota; Fungi; Glomeromycota; Glomeromycetes; Diversisporales; Acaulosporaceae. The record is from the annotation of a GenBank genome assembly.
AACACCCGAGAAUUGCUCGAGUCCAAGAAGAUUCUGCGGUGGUUCGUCGAGGAAGGGUGUGACAUCAACAGCAAAAAUGAAGAUUUCGUGUACACGCUGUAUGAUAUUUUGCACAAGACGCUUGAUAGAAAAAUUUACUACGAGAUUAUUUACAUAUAUCUGGAGAACAAGUUCGAUCCGAACAAUCCUUACAAUCAGUCAAUUCCAAAUUUAUUGUUUUUCAGUAUACACGAGAGGUACUCUAGGAUCACCAUUGAGCUCAUUCUAAGCUUUGGGGUGGAUAGGUCGACAAAAAAUGACGAAGAAUUGAACGCCCUGGCAUACGCGGCCAAGUUAAAAAACAUGGAGGCACUAGAGUGUCUACUGGAGAACGAUUUGGAGUUCAGCGAGAGUUCAAGUUUAAAGAAUGCGAUCAAACAUUCGGAACUUUGGAGCAGGGAGAGAAACUAUCUCAAGG